This is a messenger RNA of Melitaea cinxia (Glanville fritillary), 954 nucleotides long. RefSeq lists its product as uncharacterized. The transcript has 6 exons. Lineage: Eukaryota; Metazoa; Arthropoda; Insecta; Lepidoptera; Nymphalidae. Gene Ontology annotation, cellular component: membrane. Bases 1 to 954 code for a protein of 317 amino acids. The record is from RefSeq and is a predicted model, not a curated record. Gene Ontology annotation, molecular function: phosphatidylinositol bisphosphate binding.
AUGGACUCCGUAUCGAAUUGCACCCUAUUAGAAGUAACAAAGGAACAAAUAUUGGCAGUUCGGAGGGAUUGUAAUUUAGACACGCAGCAGUUAAACGAAAACGUGGACAUACUUGAAAAUUGGUGCAGGAGUCAAGAUCAGUUAGUUGAAGCAUUACCGUAUUUAGGUCGUAAUAUUUUGGAACGUUUUCUGAUAAAAGAAAAAGGAUCCCUUGAACGGGCGAAACAAGCAAUUGAUAAAGCAUUAGCAGUAAGAGGAAUGAUGCCUGAGUUCUUAUUAAACGAAGAAACAAAAAUAACCUUAGAAAAAUUUUACAAUCUUUUUGACAAUGUUUUGAUCACAUCAUUACCAAAAGUCAAUCCUAAAGAUGGCACACGGAUAUUUUUAUCGAGAAUAAUGAACGAUAACUUUGAAGACAUUAACUUGAUAGAAAAGGCAAAGUUUACUGGUUUUUUCUUAGACGUAAGGAUGACGCACGACUACGUUUUCUCCGACAGACUCGUUUUUGAUCUUCAACACCUAAAACCAAGUGUCAUUAAAUUAUUGAAUCCCAUAGUUCUAAAGAAGGUGAAUAUUUUCUUCAUGGGGGCCUACAAAUUUAAAAUAAAAGGUAUUCAUAUCCUAAACGCUCCAUCGUUUUUUGAUAAGGUAUUUUUUAUACUUAAAGGAUUUUUCGAAGAAAAAUUAGUCGAAAGAGUUAAUAUUCAUAGCUCUUACGAAGAUCUGUAUAAACAAAUAUCUAAAGAAAUUCUUCCGAAAGAGUAUGGUGGUGAGAGUAUGAGUUUCGCCGAUUUAAUUGAGGAAUGGAAAAAGUACCUUAAAUCUGAUGUAGGAAAACGUAUCAUAGAAAACUCAAAGAAACUUGUAUCUGACGAGUCAAAACGAAGCUUGUUCAAGUUCGAUGAAGAAUAUUUUGGUUUGCCUGGAUCUUUCAAACAGAUAAAAAUAGAUUAG